Myxozyma melibiosi is the source of this 2803-nucleotide messenger RNA. RefSeq names its product rab-GTPase-TBC domain-containing protein. The transcript is spliced from 2 exons. The coding region runs from base 314 to 2713 and encodes 799 amino acids. The record is from RefSeq and is a predicted model, not a curated record. NCBI's taxonomy places the organism in Eukaryota, Fungi, Ascomycota, Lipomycetes, Lipomycetales, Lipomycetaceae.
ACGUGUUUACUCUUAGUCAUAUAUUACCUCCGCACGGCUCACCCAGCCGCUGGCCUGCUCAGACACAGAUCUUGGCCCGAGAACGGACGUACUCGCCGUAUUCGCCCCCUUCACCGCCUCCAAACCACCUUCCUCACGCGUCAAUUCGACAUUUGUGGCCUCAGACGUGCUGGAUAUUUGGUCAGUUUGCUGGUUUAUCAUUUUCCGCGCAGAGUGGGUAGCGAUUGCUUGUCUGUAGCAGCCGAUGCACGCUGUCUAGACGCGACGCGUUUGGCUCUAGUUUACGUCUUUUCCCUGCUUUCUUGAUUUCCCGAUGGCCGCUCACCAACCACAUCUCUCGCCCUCGGCUUCCGGCUCUGCUAGGACCCAGCGUCCUGAAACAGAUGGUGACUUUGAGAGCAUCUCGCUCGACGACAAUAAGCUUGCCGUCAGCCAGUCGCCGCAGACCCGUAAGCUGUCAUCCGGAUCCAAUGCCCACCAGCAGGCCGCGACCACGCCCUCGCCCUCGCCCUCGCGCUCUGUCUACCCUGUCUCUCCAUUGAACCCCAGCAGUCCGUUUGUCCGCGGCGCCAAGCCCCCCGCUGCCGCGUCCGAAGGACGAAAUCUUCUCGCCGCGGCCGCGAGCCCCACCGCCGUCUCGCCAAACCUGCCGUCGUCCGAGUUCUCGCCGCGGAAAUCGCUCCCACCCACGCCUCGCUCGGCGUCGUUCGCAAACGUCGGCAGGUACUCGGUCUACGGACAAGUCUCGCCCAACGGCAGCCUGACGAAUCUGCAUGCGCCCCCGUCGCCUUCGUUGCCGGCGGUGUCGACGCCCGUGGCUAAUCUUCGCAAAUCGUCAAUGUCGAAUCUGGCUGCCUCGCCUAGACCUCCUACUCGUACGUCCUCCUCUGCCGGUGGACUCAACGUGCGCUCGACGAGCAUGUCGUAUAAUAGACCCGGGGGCUUAUACUCUGCCGCGCACCUCUCGUCUCCUUCGCUCGCCCUACCUGGCGAACACAGCAGCAGCCGCCGCGCCUCGGCAGACGACGGCCUCGCACUUCCCCUACGCCGACCCCAAGACUCCCGCCACCUCUCGCGCACAUCGCUGAAAUCCCCUUCCGCCAGCAGCACCGACAUCCCGCGCGACGACGACUCCGACCGCUCGGGCGACGACAUCGUGGUCCCCGACGACGUCAUCUUCUGGAACGUCCCGCUCACGCCCGAAGUCAAGGCCGCGGCCCAACCCGCCGUGUCGAGAACGCCCACGCCAGGAAGCAUACCCUCUCCCGACCGCAAGAGCUCGCGCGCGUCGCCGACGCGGCUUGGGCUCGGUCCCGAUUCGACGCCGAGCCGGUUGCGCCAGCAUGAUAGCUGGUCCGAUGCGAUGGAUCAUCUGUCUGACGAAGCGAAAGAUCUGACGGUCGCGCUGGAGGACUACCGCGACGAGCUGAAGAAGAGCACAAGACAGCAGAUGAUGGAGAAGAUCAAUCUGCAAAAGGGCUUGCCGGUUCCCGCCGCGCGGCCGUCGCCGGCGGAGUUGAAGCACAAGUCGGAGAAGGAGACGAGAGCGCUUAGUCUUGAGGAUCUUGCGUCGACUUCUGUCACGCGGCCGUCGCAUCUGCCGCGCAAGUCGAAGACCGAGGAGGAGAAGCAUUUGAGGGAGUAUCAGAAGAUGAUGUUGAAGUCUCAGAAACAAGAGAAGAAAAAGAAGGAGAAAAAGUUGAGCGAGUUUGCAGAGUACCAAAAGCAGUUGGCCGAAGACGUCGCAUACUGGGACAGCACCAUCAUGACCAAUCCACAGAUGAAAAUCUCAGACGCCCGCACGCGCACUAUGAUCUGGCGGUCAGGUAUCCCUCUGAAAUACAGAGAACGGAUCUGGAGCCUUAUGAUUGGGAACCAGCUUGGUAUAUCUCCGACGCGGUACGACGAUCUUUUGAAAGAAAUUCACGAUGCAGCACAGAAGAAGGAGGAAGACGAGGCUGCUGCUGCUGAGCUCAAGUUGAUCUUGGACGAUGUGGCUGAGACGUACCCGGAAACCAAGCUAUUCCAAAGCUCUGGCCCUCUUCGCGAAGCUCUGGUUGAUAUUCUGUCCGCAAGCUGCAAGAACAACGACAAGAUCUCAUACACGACUGGGAUGCACACCGUUGCCGCAGGAUUACUCCUCAACCUGCCGACAAAGGUGUCGUUCGUCGCUCUGGCAAAUGUGGUAGCCUAUCAACCGCUCGAGCUAUUCUACAGACCCGAUGACGACAGCCGUCUUUCCAGAUUCUACAUCGCUUUUGACCGCGCGUUUGCGAUUAACCUUCCGUCGUUGCACCAUCAUUUCAAUUCCUCGCUCGACCUCAAGGCGCCGUCAUACGUCCCUGCUUUCAUUCGUCCUUUGUUCACUCUGCAUCUACCUCUAGACUUUGUGCCUCGUCUCUGGGAUACUCUAUUCCUCGAAAUGAUGCUAGACUCCCCCAAAUCCCUCCCUAUGAGACGAACCUCUUCCGGCAGCUCCGGCAGCGGCUCCACCGCCACCCCGGAAAUGUCAUCCUUUGAAAACCUGCUGAUCGCAAUCAUCCUCGCGAUCCUGCAGCACAGCACGACCGCGCUGCUCACGGACGACAAAGAGUGCGUGCUUCGCAAGAUCGGGUGGGAGGCGACGCCGAUCAGUUUUAGCUCGGGGGACGUCGAUGUUCCGGAUACGGUGAGCGAGCUGGAGUUUAUGCGCUACGCAAAGAGUUUGGUUUAGAGAGAGAGUCCUGCGAUACUGGUUCUGUUUAUUUUGGUAGCUUUUAUUUUUGUAAAUACUCUUGGUCGUUUAGACUUUGUACUAUAUGCA